Molecule: messenger RNA, 2310 nt
Organism: Podospora pseudocomata
Lineage: Eukaryota; Fungi; Ascomycota; Sordariomycetes; Sordariales; Podosporaceae
Exons: 1
Coding region: 1-2310 (769 amino acids)
Source: RefSeq, a predicted model, not a curated record
AUGGCAGACCAGAGCAAUAAUAAGCAGCAAGACGAGACCUGGUUUCUCAAGUCCAAGUGUCCAGUUCUCCUCCCCCAGCUUGACGCCCUGCGACUGUCACAGGAGGACUUUUCCACCUAUCUCGAACAGACGCUUCAGCGUAACACCAAACCCGACAUCAAGGUCGAAAACAAGAAAAGCUAUGCAGCUGCCGCGGCUCAGCCAACAACAAACGCCUUUAUGGAUGGCCUUCUAGCCCAUAUUACCGGCGUCAAUGACUUUCACCUGAGCGACGACAAAAUGCUUACCGAAAAUGGCGAUGUCACCUUCCGGUCUUCAAACAGUAUUCUUGUCGAUCUGUUCACCGAGCUCGAGGAAGUCAUCGAUAGCAAUCGUCUCGACAGCAUUCUCACCGCUGCCUGGGCUGAGGACCCCCUCGCCACCCUCAAGAUCAUCUUCAACGCCCGGUCGAUACAUCUCGGCAAGAGCUCGCGCAUCUCCUUUUACCGGUGCGCCGGAUGGCUGGCUGAGCACCACCCCCUCACCUUGGUCAGCAACAUCCACUUGCUCAGCAGGCCCGUGAUUUCAAAGCCGACGUCGGCCAAGAAGCAAGAGAGCGAAGCGGUCGAAGAGGAUCUCGUCAUGGUGGAAGCCGAAACGACAGAAGAGGACGCCUCCGGCCUUGAUGUCGUCACCGGCAUGUCUCAUGGCUAUUGGAAGGAUCUUUUGAACCUCCUCGCUCUUGCCGCCAACGGAAAGCUCAACGUCCUCGCCAGUCCCCGCGACGUUCUCAAUAUCAAGUGCGAAACGAAACCAUCGGUGCGAUACGACCAGGAAAAGGCCAAAGAACAGCGCGCCAAAACCCGCGAUGCCCGCCACCAUCAAGCCUGUAUACUCUUGGAAUCGGAUGCCACGUACCGCGCACUUCACUUGACUGUCUCGCGUCUCUUUGCCGGGCAGCUCAAGAAGGACAUCGCCCUCCUAAGAGACGGCGACAACAAGGCCAAGAAGCAAAUCUCGCUCUGCGGCAAGUGGGCUCCGUCAACAGACCGCUUUCACGACAAACACACGUUUGUCGUCUCGACCAUCGCUGAGCUGAUGUAUCCUGCACCCAUGUUUAGCUCUGACAUUGCGGGCAAUCGUGAGCUGUACCUUCGUCAUGCACGUGAGGCCUAUCGAAAGGAUAUCUCCGCCCUCCGCAAGCACUUGGACAUUGUCGAACGCAAGCUGUCGGCCAAAACCCUCGACAAGAUAAAGUACGACCGCGUCCCGUCUGUGGCCAUGAACAAUUACACCCCAAUAUUUGCAGCCAAGGACGAGACUCGGUUCAUGAAGUACCUCGACGACGUUUCAACUGGCAAGACCCAGAUCAGUGGUGCCACUCUCCUUCCCAGCACUCUCAUCAAGGCCGCACGUGAGGCAUCAGACCGUUCAACAUACUCAUUCGGCUCGCAAACCAAGAAGAAGCGGACGCUCAAGGAAAUGAAGGCUGAUGUCGUGGGUGCUGCCACCUCCAAGGUGAUUGACGGCCAGUGGAAGACACUUGUCCAGCGCAUCAAAGACUCUGGCACUCUGGAAUCCUGCAUCGCCGUGUGCGAUGUUUCUGGGAGCAUGAGCAGUCCUGUCUUCCAAGAUGGCACCACCCCCAUGGACAGCUCCAUUGGCCUUUCGCUCCUGGUGGCUGAAGUCACCAAGCCUCCGUUUGGUGGAGCUUUCAUCACCUUCUCCACAGAUCCCAAAGUUGAGAAGGUUGACCUCAGUGAGGGUCUGGGUAAGAAAUAUAACAGGAUGGUAAGGGCGGACUGGGGCACCAGCACAGACUUCUGUGCCGUCUUCAGCCGUCUGAUCCUGCCAAUGGCCAUCAAGAAUGCUGUCAAGCCUGAGGACAUGGUCAAGCGAGUAUUUGUCUUUAGCGACAUGCACUUCAACUCGGCUCAGUACGGUGCCGGUCAGUGGUCUUCGAGCUUCGAGCGGAUUCAACAGGAUUUCAAGGAUGCGGGCUAUGAGAUGCCCGAGCUGGUGUUUUGGAACCUGGCCGGGGGUCGAGGUGGAUAUUCCGGCUCAUAUGACAUCGGCCCCAAGCCCGUGGCCGCUGAUCAAGUUGGCACAGCUCUUGUCAGCGGGUACUCUGAGGGUAUGCUCAAGGUUUUCCUAGGUGGUGCUGGGUUUGACGAGAUCAAGGAAGAGGAUGAGGAGAUGGCCGUGGUUGUAACCAAGGACGGGGAGGAGGUCACGGUAGAGCCAGAGGCGAAGCGUAGAAAAGAUCCAUACGACCAGCUCAAGCAGGCCAUUUCCCACAAGGCGUACGGCGGGUUGGUUGUGUUGGAUUAG